This is a messenger RNA of Pocillopora meandrina, 570 nucleotides long. Lineage: Eukaryota; Metazoa; Cnidaria; Anthozoa; Scleractinia; Pocilloporidae. The record is from the annotation of a GenBank genome assembly.
AUGGGGUUCUGUAGAGGUUUAGAGAAUAAUGCAGCUGAGGGAGCGGAUGGUUUCAAGGAUUUUCUCCAAAUUAUAGACGAAUUGGAACGCUUGGGAGCAGAAAACGAUUGGUGUAAAGAAGUUGGCGAGAGGCUUCGGAAGAGCAAGUUGUAUUUGAAGACUACAUACCGUAAUCAUUGCAAAGAGGAUGAUAGCAAAUGUGCCGAUCACUGUAGGGUCUUUGCACUGAGCGAUGCUGGUGACACUGACUUUCAGAAAAUAUGCAGUCACAGUCACAAAGUGAAGUGUGAGGAUUGUGAGAAGCUGAAGAAUGUUCUUGAAGAAGUAAAAGGCGCUAUUUCUGAGUACACAAUGCAACUGGGUAUGUUUCAAGCGGAAGACGAUCUGUAUGAAGCAAAAAAUGCUGCCGCUAAGAUCUUUGAAUGGAGAGGGCAUAUCCUUAGAGCAGAGAACCAGGAUUGGUACAAGCGGCAAAUUGUCGAUACUUUGAAGAGAGAUGAAACAUUUAUAAUAGUUGACUGGACAAUGAAGUUCAUAGCGAUGAAGUUCUGGGAAAAGCAAGUAGAAUGA